UAAAGAACCCCCUUUAAUUUGUCAGCAUUUAUCGGUUUAUGGGCAUUACUUGUUGAAUUUUCCAAAGAAAAUAGUAAUAAUCUCUCUCUGAUCUUUUGUUCCCUUUCAAAAUGUACUUUCGUGGUUUUUCUUCCUUAGCCUUUUGUAUUACAUUCAUAAUCUUCUUCUUUUGCCUUUUGUUUCCUGUUCAUGGCCGCUGGCAUAACCAUGCAAAGAAACACAAACAACAUUCUCACCAUCAUAACCAUUUCACCAUUUCCCAACCUCCUUCUCCUCCUCCGACGAGUCCUCCCGACGAUGACGACAAUGGAGGGUCAUCGUCCAUUAACUCCACCGGCAUUUUUGACGUACGAAAUUUUGGCGCCAUUGGAGAUGGCACUGCCGACGACACGAUGGCGUUCAAGAUGGCAUGGGACACAGCCUGUCAAAGGGACGAUGAUGACGACAAUUAUGCAGUUAUUCUCAUUCCCUAUGGCUUCUCGUUUAUGAUUCAGUCGACUAUUUUUACAGGACCAUGCAAAAACGGCGUCGAGUUUCAAGUUGGUGGCACUCUCAUGGCUCCCGACGGGCCUGACGCUUGGCCGAAGAGUUAUAGUGCUCACCAAUGGUUGGUUUUUUACCGAGUUUAUAACAUGUCGCUUCGAGGAAAUGGUCUUAUUGAUGGCCGAGGCCAAAAAUGGUGGGAUCUUCCUUGCAAGCCCCACAAGGGAGUAAAGGGAAGAACAAUGUCAGAACCUUGUGAUAGUCCAAUUGCUAUAAGAUUCUUCAUGAGCUCAAACUUGACAGUGGAAGGACUAAGAAUUAAAGACAGUCCUCAAUUCCACUUCAGAUUUGACAAUUGUAAAGAUGUUAUUAUUGAUGGAAUUCACAUAACAGCUCCUGCUUUGAGUCCAAAUACUGAUGGAAUUCAUAUUGAAAAUACAAAUGGUGUUCAGAUUUUCAAUUCAGAAGUUGCCAAUGGUGAUGAUUGCAUUUCAAUUGGAUCAGGUUCAUAUAAUGUUGACAUAAGAAACAUUACAUGUGGACCAGGCCAUGGAAUUAGCAUUGGUAGCCUAGGCAAUCACAAUUCCCGAGCGUGCGUGUCGAACAUAACAGUUCGAGACUCGAUAAUCAAGGUCUCGGACAACGGUGUUCGGAUCAAGACAUGGCAGGGUGGAUAUGGAGCUGUAAGAGGAGUAAGUUUCAACAACAUUAAUAUGGACAAUGUUAGGAACCCUAUAAUCAUUGAUCAAUUCUAUUGCCUCAACAAAGGAUGUCUCAAUCAAACUUCAGCUGUGGUUGUAUCAGAUAUAACCUAUGUUGACAUCAAAGGAACUUAUGAUAUUAGAAGCCCACCAAUGCAUUUUGGUUGUAGUGAUUCUAUGCCUUGUAUGAACCUAACACUUGCCAAUAUUGAGCUUUUUCCUUCUAAAGGUGAGGUUUUGUUGGACCCCUUUUGUUGGAAUGCUUAUGGGAACUUGCAAACCCUAACAAUACCACCAGUUGCUUGCUUGCUUGAAAGCUCCUCAAGGUCUUUCUUGGAAAGUGAAAAGGAUUAUUGUUAACCCCAAUUUGUUAUAUGCCAACUACUUUGUAACAUAUAGUCAAAAUAUCUCUACUUGAGAUGUGUGCCAAAGGAGAGUGUUUUUAAAAAGAUCUCCCUAUAAAUGAAUCAAUAAUAAUAUUAUAA
Molecule: messenger RNA, 1669 nt
Organism: Benincasa hispida (wax gourd)
Lineage: Eukaryota; Viridiplantae; Streptophyta; Magnoliopsida; Cucurbitales; Cucurbitaceae
Product: polygalacturonase At1g48100-like
Biological process (GO): carbohydrate metabolic process
Molecular function (GO): polygalacturonase activity
Source: RefSeq, a predicted model, not a curated record